CGUAGUUCUUUGGCGGCGAGCUUCACUUAACAACUUUGUUAGUAAAUAAACAAGGUGCAAACAGUAAACGUAAUGGUUGCAAACUGAGCGAGCUGCGAAAGAUUUAGAAUGUUGUGAAGUGUUGGAAAAUAAGUAGCCAACGGUGAUGGCAGAGUUAUGUUUAUAUUUUUUAAGGGCAACAUCAAAUUAAAGUGUGUCAAGUGCUUCCCUUUUGAAUUAUUAUGACUGUCUCGAGCAAGGAAGGCGAAACAAGCCGCGGAGGACCCUCCCAAAACAACAAAAUUAGUGACAAGAAGGACAAUGACGCUAUUUACAGGGUGUACUCGGCUUUGUCAUUUUUCUUCAUGUUAAUUGUUGUUGGAUUUCCGUUGUGGUGGAAGACAACUGAAGUACACAGAGAAUCCCUACCGUACACAGAAAUUUCGUCGCUUAACGAUUUGAAGCUUUCGUUCCAUGUUAAUGCGAUUGUUAGCACUCUUGAUAAAAGCAGAGGAGAAGAUUUCAUCAGGGAGUUGAAUAAACUGUUUAGAACGUCAGAGAUCUACAACAUCAACUUUACUUGGGUGGCUGCAGAUAAAGCUCUUUUGGGUAGUAUGAAAAGUAUCACAGAUCUCGAAUUGUCAUCAAUGAGUCGCUUACGUCCUGGGGAAAUAAAGUUACUUGAGAUACCUGGGCUGUCAAGAUUCAGCCCAGACCAAAUUUUGGUUGGUCAGAGACGGAGCAUCUAUUUCAGCACUGAUGCAAGUCCACUACGCAUGCAUGAUGUUCUUCACAAGUGGCUGUUGCAGGAGGAGACACUUGUUCAAACUAUGAAGUCCUUGAGUUCACAGACUGGAGAGAGAGACUAUACCAGCCGUUACAGGUUGCCGCCUGCUGAGGGCUACAACCUGCUUGUCACAGCAGUUAAUCCUGAUCCUGAAUCUUUAAAUACCAGCCAUUGGGAUUUACCUCAGGCAAUAAGUGAUUACAUUACACCCUUUCUGGACAAGCUUUCGACAGUUGCUAACUUUUCUCUGCGGUCGCAGUGGAUUUACUUAACUCCUCUGGAGAUAAGACCACGCCGUGCUCCUGAAGGUGGAUUUGUGUUGGACGCAGAGUCCUUACCUCAGCUCAUCACACCACUGGAAAAGAAAUUAGCAUCUCAUGUAUCAAAUAAUCCGUGCAUACAACUACUUGUAUACGUACCACUGUGCAGCGAGUCCCCCCUUCGCUUGCUGGCAAGUGAUCAGUCAGUUUCCAAAUACUCUGGCUUGCCUGGAUACACAAUGGGAUUCCAUUCACCUCGCUGGGGUGGUCUUGUUCUACAGAAUCCUACUGCAGAUGCAUGUACGGGCCCACAACCAGUACUUGUAAAUCCUGAUUGGCCUAGUCUGGCUGCGAUUUGGUUGCAGCAAUUGCGAAGUCUUAUUGGCAUUCCUGAACACGCUCCUAUUGCACGUGCAUCUAUAAUGCCGGAGCCACAAGCAGCAGUUCGAUUAUGGGAGGUUGAUGCUUUGAUGAGGAUCCGUGCUCUUGAACAACUGCUGUCUGCUCGCCUUACGCUACAGUCGUUGUCAGCACUCUUGGAAGAAAUCAGCAACAUAGUGAUUGGGAAGGAUGUGGCUGAGGCUGUUGAAGCAGCUGUAGAGGGACUGCAUACUAGUGUAGAACAUCUUGCAAGAGGAAAUCUUGCUCGUGGACUGUCUAGUGCAAGAAAUGCCUUCCUCCAAGCAGAGGCUGCAUUCACUGAUCCUUCUCUGCUUUCUCUUCUGUAUUUUCCUGAUGAUCAAAAGUAUGCUGUGUACAUUCCACUUUUCUUACCUGUGAUGAUUCCAGUUGUUAUGUCACUGAGAAAGAUGAAGACUUGGAUUUCAGUCUUGCGGACCGAGAAACUGAAAGUGGAAUAAAGACACUUUCAAACUUGUGGAUGAACAAAUAGGAAAAAAUAAUUUGAGAGCUAAUGUGACAUUAGCUCAACUUUUAAUGCCAAAGAAUCACAAGGGCAAUUCUAAUAAAUGUUAAUGCUUAUAUCUUAUCUUCCAAGAAUUGUGCUUUGAGAUGUAAUUCAAAAGUUGUUUGAAAAGAAAAUUGUGAACAAAGUGAACAACAAUACAAAGCUUAGUAUGUAAA
Schistocerca americana (American grasshopper) is the source of this 2109-nucleotide messenger RNA. It is a transcript of the gene PIG-S, whose product is annotated as GPI transamidase component PIG-S. Gene Ontology annotation, cellular component: GPI-anchor transamidase complex. The transcript is spliced from 8 exons. The coding region runs from base 222 to 1886 and encodes 554 amino acids. Gene Ontology annotation, biological process: attachment of GPI anchor to protein. The record is from RefSeq and is a predicted model, not a curated record. Lineage: Eukaryota; Metazoa; Arthropoda; Insecta; Orthoptera; Acrididae.